This is a messenger RNA of Debaryomyces fabryi, 1302 nucleotides long. It is a transcript of the gene ERG12, whose product is annotated as mevalonate kinase. The record is from RefSeq and is a predicted model, not a curated record. Gene Ontology annotation, molecular function: mevalonate kinase activity; ATP binding. NCBI's taxonomy places the organism in Eukaryota, Fungi, Ascomycota, Pichiomycetes, Serinales, Debaryomycetaceae. Gene Ontology annotation, biological process: ergosterol biosynthetic process; isoprenoid biosynthetic process. The transcript has a single exon. The coding region runs from base 1 to 1302 and encodes 433 amino acids. Gene Ontology annotation, cellular component: cytoplasm.
AUGUCGGUCUCUCCUUUCUUGGUUAGUGCUCCUGGUAAGGUGAUUAUAUACGGAGAACACUCAGCAGUGUAUGGUAAACCAGCGAUUGCAGCCGCACUUAGUUUAAGAGCAUAUUUGUUGGUUACACCAAGUGAAGACCUGAACGUUAUAAGAUUGGAUUUUCCAGAUAUUGAAUUAACACAUUCUUGGAAUAAAGAUGAAAUACCUUGGGAGGAUAUUCGAAAAUAUAUUACGUUUGAAGAUGAAAAGCCUGUUAUAACUGAAGAAUUGGUUCCAGAAAUUAUUGAUUCAUUAAGUACUGUUUUAGGUAAUGUUGACUCUAAAUUGCAUUAUACGGCUUGUUUAUGCUUUCUUUACUUGUAUACAAAUUUAUGUAACAAGGAUAUUCCAGGUAUGAGGUUCAUUGUAAAGUCUACAUUGCCUAUUGGAGCAGGUUUAGGAUCAUCAGCUUGUACAGCCGUAUGUCUUGCAAGCGCGUUAGCUCGUCUUGGUAAACAUGUUUCAGCGGCAUGUCAUACUGCUGCUGAAAAAGUUACCAAGAAAGAAAAUUCUGAUUUAGAUUUUAUCGAUAGUUGGUCUUUAAUGGGAGAAAAAUGUUUCCAUGGUAAUCCUUCAGGAAUCGAUAACGCAGUGGCUACAUACGGUGGUGCAGUCAUGUUUCAAAGAACAACAUUACCAUCUCAACCAUCUGUGCGUACUACUAUGAGAAAUUUCCCACCUAUAAAAUUAUUGCUUACGAAUACCAAAGUUCCAAGAAGUACAGCUGCUUUAGUAGGUAAUGUUGCUCAAGUUAAUAGGGCCUAUCCAAAAUGCGCUGGCUCAAUUUUAGAUGCAAUGGAACAUUUAGUACUUGAGGCAUAUCAAAUAAUGAUUAGACCAACAUUUGGUAAAGAGGAGAAAGACCAAUUGCGUGAACUAGUUAAUAUUAAUCAUGGGUUAUUAGUUGCUUUAGGUGUUUCCCACCCUGCCUUGGAAAAAAUUAAAAUUAUCGGAGAUACUCAUAAUAUAGGUUCUACCAAAUUGACUGGUGCUGGAGGUGGUGGAUGCGCUAUUAGUUUAGUUCACGAUGAUGUGGAAGAAGAAGUUCUUCAAAAGGCAAUCAAAGAGUUUGAAAAUGAAGGAUAUGAAACCUUUGAAACUUCCUUAGGCGGAAAAGGAGUAGGAUGUUUAUCAUUGGAGGAUGUUAGCAAAGACAAAAGAGAAAAUGUAUUUUCAGCUGAAGUGUUUUCAAGUUUUAAAGAUAGAGAUGAAGUUGAAAAGGCUUUAAAGUCUGAGAUUUACGAAUCUUGGAGAUUUUGGUAG